Rodentolepis nana is the source of this 228-nucleotide messenger RNA. Lineage: Eukaryota; Metazoa; Platyhelminthes; Cestoda; Cyclophyllidea; Hymenolepididae. The record is from the annotation of a GenBank genome assembly.
AUGUGCAAAACUAUUCCCCGAGGUAAAACUAAACACUAUCGAGUGUUACUAUUCCCCGAGGCAAGACUAAACAUUAUCGAGUGUUUUGUUAUUCCCCGAGGCAAGACUAAACACUAUCGAGUGUUUUGGUGUCCCCGAGGCAAAACUAAACACUAUCGAGUGUUUUGGUCUGAACAUCUUGAGGAACCGAAAAGAAAGCGAGACGGCCCUCGCAACACUGCUGUUUAG